UUUCGAGUGAAAGUUGGACGCCGAUCCGGAACCAGCCAAUAGAUAGACAAGACUACCGAUUCGCUCUAAGGAGACGCUACUUUUUGAUCGACAUAAACUUGUAUGAAUGCGCAACAUAAUUGCUAAACUUUUACCGCUGUGCCUGGAGUUUUACUUUACGCUGCCCGAUUUUAUUGCGGGAUUGACACAUUGGGAGUGAAGGGGAAAUUAUGGGACUCGAAACAAGACGUCUCUUUUCAUUGUUUUUCGUGGCUUUUUGUUUGAUAGUAUCAAGUCUACGCUCGGCGCAGGCUGCUUACCUAUAUACAGCAUUUGUGAAUGUAUCUUAUGUUGACUCUCAUAACGCAACCGUAUGGGAACGCAAGGAAAGCGGGCUUUACGGGCAGGAUUCGCCGAAGACUUCCGUGGCUGGGAGCGUGAUUUUACCCAAACCGAUACACGGCUGUGAAACUGAUAGUUUUUCUGACAUUCACAGCAAUGCUAAAGGUUGGAUCGCACUCAUACUGCGCGGACAUGGAUGUACUUUUUCAGACAAGAUCAAAAUUGCGGCCAGCAACGGAGCUAUCGCGGCAGUAAUAUUUAACGAAGCAGACACGGGUUAUAGCGUUAUACAAAUGGCUCACCCAGGUACACGUGACACAGUGGCCAUCAUGAUAGGCAAUAGUUGGGGCAUGGAGAUCGUCAAGCUGAUCAAGAGCGGAGUCCGGGUCUCAAUGGAGAUCACCGUGGGAAACCCGCAUGGGCCCUGGAUGAGCCAGUAUUCCCUCAUCCUGGUGUCCCUCUCCUUCUUUGUGGUGACCGCCGUCACCGUGGGUUACUUCAUAUUUCACUCAGCCCGUCGGCUCUACAGCGCACGAGCCCACAUCCGCAGACAGAAACAACUUAAAGAUGAGGCGAAGAAGGCCAUCGGGCAGCUGCAGGUGCGAACCUUGCAGCAUGGCGACCAGGAGACGGGGCCUGAGGCAGACACCUGUGCGGUGUGUAUCGAUGCCUACAAGCCUGGCGAUGUGGUGUCCAUACUGACCUGCAGCCAUUUCUUCCACAAGACAUGCAUCGAACCUUGGCUGCUGGAGCACAGGACCUGUCCCAUGUGCAAAUGCGACAUCCUGAAGUCUCUGGGGAUCGAGCUGGAAGGGGGAGAGGAGCCUGAAGACCACGGGAAUGGGCUACAGGUGUCCGUCGUGCCAGACUCGCAGACGCUUCCUACUGCGACGUCGGGUAUCGAGAUCGACAGGAGGAGCGAAACGGCCUCAUCUGGAUACGCCUCUGUGCAUGAAUCCGAGGGCCUCCCGUCUGGUGCACAGACCCCUUCGAACAUGCCUCACCAAAACCGGCACAACCCGACUGACGAUGAAGGAGUGCAGGUGGGGGGCUCUCCCGUUUAUGACAACCUGGCCUUUGAGGGGGACACGCAAAGCCCCCUGGAGGUGAAGUCAUGAAGUUGCGCACAGAAAACGCUCGCCCCGGAAACACCAACGUCUUUUUUUCUGGCUGUGUUAAGAAUCAAAAAAGCUCCUCUAUGAGCGAAGAUAAUCAAGUGCAGCAAUGAAUUACAUUUUGAGAUCACUCGUAAACCUGUAUUGCUGCAUAUCAUUUUAAAGCAAAUCAUAAUUGAUUUCCAUCCAGAGAAGACUAUUGAGGUUCAUUUCUUGCAUGUAGUAAAACCUUUCGGAAGCCUUUUUUUUAUUUUUAUUGUUCAGUCAGAGGUUGUUUCCAUCUGCUGGAAACUUCCACCACACAGCAAAAGCAGAAUUUUAAGUCGUAUUUACAGCGAUGUGGUGUAUAAGUUCACUUUUAAAAAGCAGAUCACUGUUUGAGUAUGGGAUUGGGUAUGUAAAUAUGAUAACCCUUUAAUAAUAUCUCAUAAAGCCUAUAUACUGCCAUAGGCCUGAUAGCACUUGUCAUAACCAGCCAUAACCAGUCAUGGCAGCGUGUCGUUAGUUAAGACAAAUGUCAUAACACAGUAAUAAUGCUUGCUGCAAAUAACAAAACUGAUUCAGAAUAACUUGUAUGCAUGUAUUAUUGCAGCAUACAUUGACAGUGUUACUGUGUGUCACAAGCUGUCAUGAUUUGUGAUGACUGGUAUGUCAUAACUGUUAUGUAAGCACUAUGGCAUAUUCCUCAAGCAAAGUGUUAUUGGAAAUAAUUGUUAUUUUCUUGAGUUUUUCUCCCCUUUAAUCCCAUUUACCUCAGGUUUUAGACUGCAUGUUUUGCCACUGACUGGGAAAUGUGGGUGACAUUUAAUUUAUUGUUGAAUUCCCCCCUGUCCUCCCCCACCGAUGCAAUAAAAGCUGUAACAUUUAAAAAAUGUAACCUUGAACAUAGUAUUUUCAACAAAGAUUUUGAGUGCACUUUACGUAAUGAUUUUUUCUGUGCUGUCGUAGUAUUGUUUUGUUUUUAAUAGUGACUCACUUAAAUUCUGGUCUUUCAGAGUGAUAUUGUGUAUCCACAGCCUUGUGUUUAAAUAAGGGAUUCAUAGUUAUGGGUCUGUCUGUUUUCCCUAAACUCUAUAUGUGGUGAAUUUGAUAAAGGGUCUAUUUAUGAUUAAUAUGUAAAUAAAAUUUGAAUCCAAUUGUAAA
Messenger RNA from Conger conger (European conger), 2579 nucleotides. Its product is annotated as E3 ubiquitin-protein ligase RNF128-like. The transcript has 7 exons. Lineage: Eukaryota; Metazoa; Chordata; Actinopteri; Anguilliformes; Congridae. Gene Ontology annotation, cellular component: nucleoplasm; cytoplasm. Bases 210 to 1439 code for a protein of 409 amino acids. The record is from RefSeq and is a predicted model, not a curated record.